Molecule: messenger RNA, 1673 nt
Organism: Moneuplotes crassus
Lineage: Eukaryota; Ciliophora; Spirotrichea; Euplotida; Euplotidae
Source: the annotation of a GenBank genome assembly
GCCUAACUUUUCAGCGUUAAAAUCAAUUUUAUCUCAAAAAUUCCUUAACAUGCAAAAACUGACUGCGUCCCAGGUCAUCAGCAGGGUCUGCAAGAAGUCUUACCCUAUCGAAGCCCUUGUGCAGACAGAUGAGGACCCUUUAGUCAAGCAGUUUGAGAUUUUGAAGGAUCGAGAAAUGAACUUGAGCAGGAAGAAAACAGACCUAGAGGGGAAAUUAAAAUAACAAAGAAAGUGAGAUUACAAAGUUUAGAUUGCAGAAUGCUGAGUUGGAGCAGAAGUUUGGAGUUAUUAGUAGAGAAAAUGGGGAGUUGGUGGCUCAGCUCAAGAAAUAUAAAAAUAUGGAAGGUCAGAUUGAAAAGGAUAAAGAUACUCUUACUAGAUACGAAUACCAAUUAACCCAAGCUAAGGAGAAAAUCCAAGAACUACAAAAAGUCAUUGGUGACCUCACUCGGCAUCAAAAAUGAAUCGAGUACGAUAUGAGUGAAACUAUCAAAAGAUUCGACGAAAUGAUGAAGAGCGCCAAAAUAAUGGAAGGUGAAAUCAGGAUCAAAGACGUCAUGGUCAAGAAACUCAAGAAAAAUUUAAGUUCACUCAAGAGUUAUAUAACCACAUCUGAAAUGACAGGGGAUGGGAAGGAAGGGCCUGGAAGACCAGGAACCAUCUCUCCUAGUCUAGAAUCGUUUGGAUCACAGCAGAUUUUGACGACGAAGGAAAAGAGAGUUCAGACUUUGAUUACAGGCAAUGUGAUCAAAGCCACCUCUAUUUUGCAACAACAACAGGUUACUUCUGGGCAAGAUUUUAUGACAGAGCCUUCAAUGAGUAUUACAGAUAACGAAAAUGCGGCUACAAAGAUUGAAGUUGGUGUGAAAAAGAAAGUGUUUUCCCAUUCUCCUCCAGUCUUAAAGAGCAAUGACACCCAAACUCCUAGAUCAAAGAGUAAAUCUAAAAAGAGGAUUCAAGAGAGAUCAAUCUCUGAAGAGAGUAACCUCGAAGGUAGAGCCUCUUCUAGAUUUAGUGUUCAAGUUCGCAACAGAGAAAACCCUCUUGAUAAAGCCAUAAAAGCUAAAAGUGGCUCUAACACAAGUAAGAAUGAGGAUGCUAUGAAAGAUCUCGUCAAAGAGAAGGAAAAAAUUACGAAUUUCUUCUUAGAAUGCGGAUAUAUGGUCCAUUCCCAAGUCCAGACUAAAAAGAUCAACAAUAAAUACUUCAAAGAUGUUAAAACAAAGUCAGUAGGGACUCAGAGGCCGACUGAAGACGAAAAGAUAAAUGAAAUCCUUGAUGGCGUUGAUGCCAAAUCAGUUGCCCAGACGCAGCUCAAUUUGCUAGUUGAAACAUUGGAGAAAUUAAAACGAAAUGGAGCAAUUAAAGCAAUAAAUCUGACAAAAGAGGAUAUCGAGACCAUUAAAGAGGAAAUGAAAAACCUUAUUAUUGAAAAAGCAAAUCAAGAGACUGAUAAUAGUAAAUAUAUACCAGCCAAUAGGACAAUGUACUCUGGUGGAACAUCGUUUAAGACUGCAGGGGCAUUAAAUAUAGGCAUGAAAGAUCCCACAUUACAUUAUUCGAGUCAAAAUGAUACUAGCUAUCAACCACCUCCUACUAAGCGGAAGAGUAAGAUUAAUGGAGGUGUGGCUGCUGUAAGAUUUGCAAAGAAAAUGAUGAAGAAAAGAAAAUAA